UGUGUUUGUGGAGGCAAACCCCCCCGGAACGUGAUAUCGUGCUCACCGAAGACGCACGACUGCAGCAGCAGCACAAGGACUCCUCGCUGGCUCUGUUUGUUAUCAGCUACCGUUUUCCGCUGCUGUUGCACGCACUCCCACCCACACACUUGAACACCUCAAUCAACCUCGGAGUCCUGCUAAGACGCAGACGACAACAAACAACAAACGCGGCGCGUGGGGUCUGGGGCGCAGGGGCGCGCGCGCGCGCCGAUCAGCACCGUGCGUCGGAUCCGUCCUAUAAAUAGUGGCCCCGCUGGUAGUGUUGCGGGUGGCGGUGGCCCAGAUAAGCGCCCAGCGCGCCCAGUGACCCCUCGUCCGUAACCCGUAACGCGGGGAAGCCGGAUGAUAAUGGCGCUGAAAGGUGAGCAGCUGGAGGCUGCACCACACAGGCUGCAGCUGCUGCUGAUGGCCCUGUCCGAGUCAACCGAGGAGGCGCAGUCGCAGGGAGGCGGUACCGAUGAGGACAACGGCGAUGGUGGUGCGCUGGCCCAGAUGGUUGCCUACGCCGCCAAGCUGAUCGAACAACAGCAGCAACAACAGCAACAGCAACAGCAGCACGAGAACGAAGUGCCGAUGGUUUCGAUGGAUGGUGAGGCACAUCCGAACAUGACGCUGGCCGCGAUCGGACUGGGCGUGCUGGUGGCCCUGAUCAUCCUCAUCAUCCUGAUCGCGUUCAUCACACGCCGAGAGCGAAGUCCACACUCGAAGACGAGCAGCACGGGCAAGGCCAUAGUACCACGGCUCGGCGUGGCAGAGCCACGGGACCACCGGCACCCGAUACCGACCAUCUCGCAGCGGCUCGCGACCCACGCACCUUCGGUAACACGCUGCGUAACCUUCGCCAACGACUACGAGCUGCAAGAUGUGGUGACGACACGGAUGUGACGGUGGAAGCGGGUUGCUACGGUAGCCACGCGGUAGAUAGCUUUAUUGGUCAUUGAGGGUCAUAGCUCUCUUAAGAGUAGUAGAAAGAGAGAGAGAGAGAGAGAGAGAGAGUACGCAUACUACU
Messenger RNA from Anopheles darlingi, 1051 nucleotides. RefSeq lists its product as uncharacterized. Lineage: Eukaryota; Metazoa; Arthropoda; Insecta; Diptera; Culicidae. The transcript has 3 exons. The coding region runs from base 385 to 927 and encodes 180 amino acids. The record is from RefSeq and is a predicted model, not a curated record.